Molecule: messenger RNA, 1708 nt
Organism: Drosophila mauritiana
Lineage: Eukaryota; Metazoa; Arthropoda; Insecta; Diptera; Drosophilidae
Exons: 5
Coding region: 75-578 (167 amino acids)
Source: RefSeq, a predicted model, not a curated record
GCCACGCGGCAAAAAACAGUUAAGGUUAUAGUCGAAGUAGGCCGGGUCGCAAAACAUCCAAAGAAGAAUUUUUGAUGGAAAAACGCUCUGAAAGGAUCGGCCAACGGCUUCGGGCCUUGGAAAUGGCAAUAGAAACGAACUCGAAGCAGCUGGAGGAGAACAGAAAACAGACUGCUAGGAAUAUGGCUUUGGUGAAGAAGGUUUUCUUGGAGGGGAAAGCAAAAAAUGUGCGUCAGGCGUUCCCAGUCUCAUCGGAUAAGGACCUUGCAGAUUUAGAGCUGAAAAUAAGCGAGUCCGUAGAGUCCAAAAAACGCUACAUUAAAGAAGUAAAAAACCUUUUAAAGCGCAACAUCUUGUCGAAGGCAAUCAAGAGCGUUGCGGAGGAACAGCUCUUGUGCGCUUACAAUAUAGGCGGCCGCAACGGGAAGAAGGCUUUAAAAUCAUUUCCACAAUUCUUCUCAGUUUUGAUUGAGUGCAUUGCUUCGUUGGUAGGCCAGCAGGAAGCGGAGAAGGCCCUGUCCCACGCACUUACAUGCGUAAAAAAUAACGCAAACAAAAAAAAGAAUAAAACUAUGUAAAAUAAUGAAAGUACAUACAUACAUACAUAUGUAUGUAUCUGCUUCGAUUCCCGUUCCCCCCAAAAAUCCCUUACAAAUCUUGACAACAAUUCAAACUACCAGUCAACCAUAAGAAACCUUGGGUCUAACCACUUUCCAAAAAUGAACCUUAUCUGGAUCCUCAGUGACAUUAAGAAAUUCAUAUGUACACACUUCUCCUAAAACACUACAACAUACAGCAGAAGAGCCCAAAUCCUUAUGAAGAGGCUCGCGCUUGGACACACCACACCUCACAAAUGCCAAUUAUUUUAUUGAUUUAUUUAAAACCAUAAAUCAAAUUGUAGAACGUGGCGCUUAACGAGGAGAUGGCCAUUAUGUUGGGAUGCCUAUGAAGCCUCUUGGUAUAUUGCUCGCUGCUCUUCUUCACCUCUUCACUGACCCAAGGGAAGCCCAGGAUCUCGUGGAUGGUGGCUUUGUCGUGCAGCAGGUGGGCGGUACGGCUUGCAGGUGAGACUCCUGUCGACGGUGAUACCGAGGUAAUUCGGAGUGGCUUCUUCUGGCAUUGUGGCGUCGCCCAGGCUGACGAAGGGACAGUGACCGGGUCGGAAUGAAAAUGUGGAAGCCGUUGACAUAUCACUGUUGCCCGCUAAGUUCCACCUUUUCUGCCAGGAGUUGAGCAGGCCAGACUGUAUUAGCGCGGAGGCCUCGAUUUUUGUGUCCCAGGAAGACUGUGCCGUCUGCGUUUGCAGCUGCCAUUAAGGAUGGGCUCUGCAACACAUGAAGAUUUGCCGGGAGCGCGCUUCAUUAUACUAAAUCAUCACUAAACGCGCAUCAUUAUACUACAUCAUCACUAAGCAACAGGAGCUCAAAAUAUGACUGGUGUUAACUUAUAAGUUAAGUUCAAGCACUGGUUCAGGAACCCAACACAUGCCUGUGCAUUAUCAACCAUUCCCAGAUAAACAUUAAACACAUCAUAAUUAACUGUCCUCCCCUUUCCCUACUUAGAACGGUUGCUCUUCAUACAACCUGAACAAUUAACAAUUCAACAAAACUCCAACCAUGUCCAUAAAAUAUAAAGCUUCAUAUGCAUUAGCUCUCAUACACUGUAAAAAUCAUUGUCAUUGACCUUAUAUGUAGCUUAAUAUAAAUAA